Molecule: messenger RNA, 2549 nt
Organism: Chlamydomonas reinhardtii
Lineage: Eukaryota; Viridiplantae; Chlorophyta; Chlorophyceae; Chlamydomonadales; Chlamydomonadaceae
Exons: 4
Coding region: 650-2269 (539 amino acids)
Source: RefSeq, a predicted model, not a curated record
GGAAUAAGCGGCCUUCCCAACUCAGCAAGUGCCGCACGCACCGCCAUUGCGUGCUGCAUGCAGCGCACAAGGUCCAAGGUCCAGAGCAAAUAGGUUCUAGGUUGCGCGACCUGUGUAACCGGCGGACUUCCCAACGAACCGGCAAAGUGCCACACCACUGCUGCGCCGCGCAAUCAAGGUCCAGAACAAAGAUCCCUGCAUGAAGAAGAGGCAGCAUAUGCAGUAAUAACCUGCAGAAAGGAGGGCAGAGCUCUGCAGUGGCCAACGCCUGUUGCGGAAACGGGGACCCGGAACGCUUUUGAGCCCUGCUGCCUCUUCGCUGAAUUAAAGAGAUACACAGCAGCGUAAGCAGAAGUAAGGUAGGAGCAUGCAUGCACUAGGCUUGCGCGCUGCUGAGGACCCAGUUCCCGGAGAUGGGGCCGCCCGAGAGCUCGGCUAAAUGCGCGAGGCGAAGGCUCGCCUGGCCACAAAGCUCUUUCCAAGCUUAUACACAACAGUAGCUGCAUUCCAAGCUUGCUUACUUGCGCCAGCAGGCCACCUAGAGGCACACAGCGCUGGACUCUGGGGCCGGUCCUCGUUUCUGGGAAAAGCCCCGCCUGCGCUUCUGGCGCCUAGAGCAAGUUUGCUCUUUGUGGAGCUCUGUGAUAAGAUGGCCAUGUCGGAGUCCCCGCCGCUCCCCGCCGAUGUCAUUGAUGAUGAAUGCUUUAGUUGCAUGGCUUACCUUUUUGAUGACUCGGUUGCCAAUGAUGCGGGUAACCUGGAGCUGCGGACGACGAAGCAGCACGCCGCUCCAGCAGUCCCGCCGUGCCAUGGGGGCACCGGCGGCGGGGAGCCACCCGCCGCCUAUGCACGAGGACCGGACACGUUGCCAUCGGCGGCAGCAGCAGCGUCCACCGGCUGGACUGGUGGCUACUACUCAUCGCUGCUGGUGGGUGCGGGCGACGAUGCUGCUGCUGCGGGCUGCGGCGGCGGCAUGGCGCCAAUGCCAAUGGCCAAGCUGCCGGCGGCACUGCCGGCACUGCUGCCGCCGGCGGUGGGCGGCCAGGCCGUGGUGGGUCCUUCGGGUGCAGUGGCUGCUGCUGGCGCGCAGCAGCCGACGGCAGCAGGGCGCUCUGCUGUGGAGCAGGUGGCGCUGCAGCGCAUGUGCGCGAACCUUGGGGUGAUGAGGGAGGAGGACAUCCAGUACAUCCAGGAGCACAUGCGGAAGGCCGCCAGCGGGCCGCGGCCGGUGCCCAAGCAGCGCCCCAGCAGCGGCUACUGCCCCCGUCAGACGCAACAGCGCGCCAGCAAGAGUGCCGGCCCCAUGGCUUUGCCGGCGGUGGCGGCGGCGGAGGUGCUGCAGACCCUACUGGCGGAGGUGGACGCUGCCUGUGCGGAGGUUACGGCCGCAUUCGGCGACCCGGCGCGCGAGGCGGCGGCCCUAGAGAAGGCAGUGGCUCGUGUCAGCGAUGCCAUGUUCGGGGCGGUGGAGGCCAUGCGGGUGCGUGACAGGCAUGCGGCCCAGGCCGCCAAGGGCACCAGUGGCGCUGCCGCCACCGCCGGAUGCACCAUCGCUGCCGCUAGCAAGCCCAUGGCGGUUGGCACGGGGAACAAGCCGCAGCAGCUGCAGCGGGCCAAGCAGGCUGCGCCGGCGCAUCCCGUGCCGUCCGUGGCUUCGGCCGCCAUGGCAGCGGCGGCGGCAGCGGCGGGACAGCAGCAGCCGCAGGACUGCAAGCCUGCGGCUGCUGUGGGCAGCAAGCGCAGCCGCGGCGCUGAAGGUGCGGCAGCGGCAGUGCGGCAGGAGGGCGAUGAUAUGCCGCCGGCAGCGAAGCGGCAAGCGGUGGCGCGGCACGCAACCACCGCCACCGCUGCGGCGGCACCCGGACCCGCCGCGGCCGUAUCCCCGGCGGCCGCGCUCGCCUUCAUCCAGCGGCUCCAGCUGCUGCAGGCUAUCAAGGCUAUGCAGGCGUGCGCAGCAUUCGAACACGCGCGCGGUGGGCUGGCCCCGGUGGCGGCGGCGGUGCCCGCGCAGCAGCCUCAUCCUCAGCAGCAGCGCCAGCAGCAGCAGCAGCAGCAGCAGCAGCAGCAGCAGCAGCAGCAGCAGCAGCAGCAGCAGCAGCAGCAGCAGCAGCAGCACCUGCACCACCACCAGCAGCAGCAGCAGCUGCAGCAGCUGCUGCUACUGCUGCAGCAGCAGGCCGCGCCGGCGAAAGCGGCGGCCGCGCAGGUGCUGAUGCCAUUGCAGCCCUGGCAGGUGGAGGCGCAGCGUUGGCUCGCGAAGCUGCACUAGUCGCAGCGCCAGCACCAGCUGCAGCUAGCAGUGGUGCGAGGACGCGCGUUGCGGUUGGUGCGCAAUUCCCAUGACGUACCGCAGCAGCACCAGCCUACAGCGGUGGCAACAACCAGUAGCAAGCAGCCGUGCCGCUUGGGCUUCUGCUAUUGGUGCGUGUGCCAACCGGGUCUCUUUACUUGUACCGUGCGUGUUCCAAAACCUCGGUAAUUAUUCUUGUGAUUUAAUGCGGACAUGAUGGGACUACGCACGUGCGUUUGAUUGGUUGGGCGGGCACGAC